Messenger RNA from Nanorana parkeri, 942 nucleotides. RefSeq names its product amphiregulin (gene AREG). The transcript is spliced from 6 exons. The record is from RefSeq and is a predicted model, not a curated record. Gene Ontology annotation, biological process: positive regulation of cell population proliferation; positive regulation of mitotic nuclear division; epidermal growth factor receptor signaling pathway. Bases 88 to 828 code for a protein of 246 amino acids. Lineage: Eukaryota; Metazoa; Chordata; Amphibia; Anura; Dicroglossidae.
GAGCUGCUACAACAUUGCAAAGCUCGCUCUGACACAAAGUGUUCCACUGUGUCCUAACAUCACGCCAAGAGCUCAGCUGUAUACACCAUGCCUCUUUCCAGAAGGAUUCCCUGCUCAGCAAUGUCUUCUCUCUCAUUGCUCUUUGUGUGGACCACUUUACUUCUCUCAAUAGCAAACAGAAGCAAAGUGUACGGUGUUGUAUUAACGACCACUGAGCCUAAUGCUAGUGUGACAGUCUCUGGAGAAGGAGAUGGCCUCCCUGAAGGUAUUAAGGACUUCUAUGACCUGGGCCAUGAGGAAGAAAGCGACAAUGAAGAUAAUGAAGAACACAUCUCAAUCAACAGCUUCUUCAUAGACGAUGAUUCUAUUCGUGUGCAACCAGUAAUCAAGCCAGAAAACGCAGACGCGUCAACAGCAACAGUCAGCAAGAAAGGUGAAAAGAAAAAUGGAGAAAAAAAGAAGAAAAAAGGAUCAAAAAAGGGAAAUAAGAAGAAGAAGCAGAAUCCCUGCCUAACCACACAUAAAAAAUUCUGCAUACAUGGCGAAUGCCGAUACCUAGAAAAGGUUCCAGAAGUCUCAUGCAAAUGCCAGCAAAACUUCUUUGGUGAGCGGUGCAGCGAACAGUCUAUGACAUCUGCAAAGGAAAAACUUAGCGACAUAACCACAACAACAGUAUUAGCAGUUAUAGCUGUCCUGCUAUCAACUCUUAGCAUUUCUGCCAUCAUCAUCAUCAUUGUAGUACACACACGAAGGAAAUAUCCAUCCUAUCAAUAUGAAGCAGAAGAAAAAAAGAAAUUAGGUCAAGAAAAUGGAAGUGAUGAAGUUUAAGUUUGAAGGAAAUGGUUGCGUACCGAAUUCUGUAGAAGCACUGCCACGCAAUGUGACCCCGAAAAUAAUAUAUUUUUUUAUUACGAUAAUUUAUUUUUAUUUAAUAUUUUUAAU